This is a messenger RNA of Dermatophagoides pteronyssinus (European house dust mite), 1239 nucleotides long. RefSeq lists its product as uncharacterized. Lineage: Eukaryota; Metazoa; Arthropoda; Arachnida; Sarcoptiformes; Pyroglyphidae. The record is from RefSeq and is a predicted model, not a curated record.
UCAUCAACAUCGAAUAAAUUGUUUUAUCCCAUCAUUAAGCAACAAUCAUUGAUAAUGCGAACCAACAGCGAAUGGAAACGAUUCGUUAACCGAAUAGAAAAUUCCGAGAAUCUAACAUCAAUCUAUGGAAUCAAGGGAACUUCGCCUUUAUUGGAUUUGACAUAUAUUGACAUGACAAUUUUUUGUCCACCCGAAUUCAUGCACUCCCAAUUGCUUGGCACAACAAAGCUUUUUGUUGAUUCGUGGUUGGGCAAGAUAAAAGGAAAUAUAAAGCUCAAUAACCAACAAAUCGAAACCAUAAAUAUGGGUUUCAAUCAAAUCAAAUUUCCUUCCAAAAUUUUGAGAAGAUUAAACCCAAUUGAUCAUAAAUUGAAAGCCACAGAUUACGAAAAUAUAUUAUAUUAUGGCUUGAUCAUGCUCUAUGGUGUGAUUCCAAAGGCUGAAUUUGAAAUUUUCGCAUUAUUUUCAAAUAUAAUUUCAAAUCUAACAAAAUCAAUAAUCGAAGAGGAAGAAAUCAAAAAAUGUGAAUUAUUCAUCGACAAAUUCAUGAAUGAAUUCAACAAACUAUACCCAACGGACAUGUUUCGUUACAAUGUCCAUGUAAUCCAUCACCUUCCGGAAGUAGUUCGAUUAUAUGGACCAUUAUUGGUCAAUUCAGCUUUUCACAUUGAAAAUAGCAUGGGUGUAAUGGGGAAAAAGGUGAAAAGUUUCCACAAGGUGUCAGAGCAGGUGAUGAAAAAAGCUCUGAUGCAAUUAUCCAUUCAUGCGGCAAUUCAAUCAAAUCGCCAAAAUAAUUCCGCAGAAUUCAUUGAUUUGCUAAAGAAUAAUUACUCUAAUUUCAUCUUUAAUUUGCCAAUUUCCCCAACAAUUAAAUGUUCGAGAAAAAAUGGGAAAAUUUCCGAAUUGAAAACGGAAAAAUUCCGAAUCCUUACCAACAACUAUAACAAUCAACAUCAUCAACAUCGAAAUCAGUACGUCCAAACUAAAUGUGGAAGAUACAUAAUGGUAACUGAUAUUAUUGAGCAAGCAUCACAAUUCAUUAUUAUUGGUAAUGAAUUUAUCAAUGUCAAAAAUUGGGAUAUCAUUCCAGAUUUUCAAUUUUGUCAUAUCAAAACGGGUGAAUUAUCUCUAAAUAAAAUAGAGAUUGGUUUAUCCUGUAUUGAUAAACCUUUUACAUGUUGUUUUCAACCAAGGCUUGGAUUGUUUUUCAUUUUUGAUCUAUUUAAUAGACAUCUAUGA